Molecule: messenger RNA, 1958 nt
Organism: Blepharisma stoltei
Lineage: Eukaryota; Ciliophora; Heterotrichea; Heterotrichida; Blepharismidae
Source: the annotation of a GenBank genome assembly
AUGGUGUUUCUUUUCAUUCCAAUAUUAUUGCUUCUUACUACUAAUUACACACUCGGAGCAUCGAUUGAAAUCGGAUCUACUCAAACAAUCAGCCAGACCGACAAAUGGAAUUAUUUCGAAAUCAAUUCAUCUGGAAAUACACAAAAGUAUCUAACUCCCCUCCUCAUCCUUGAUCGAACGAUUGACUGUAAAAAUUCCUAAAAAUUGGGGAAAUUAACCCCCAUCCUUGAUCAAACGAUUUUCAUAUCAUGCAAAUUUUUAUAUAUAUAAAAUAUAUUAGUUAUUAAAAGCUUGGAUAUGUACCUAAUGAAGUUGUUUUCAGAGCUUUGAGAGACAGAAAGCUGCGGAAUCAACCAUCUGAAGUGAUUUAGCCAUUAACCUAGGCUUGAAAACUCAAUAAUCUAAAAAAUAGAGAUUCUUUAAAAUUUAAAAAAAAAAUAUUAAGGAAUAAAUUAAAAUUUAUACAAUUUAAAAGAGUAACUAAUAAAUCAAAAUAUUAAAAAUUGAUAUUUUAUGAAAUUAAUUCAAUUUUUUGCUUUAAAAAUAAUUAUUAAAUACUCUUAACCCUCUUAUUUAAAAGUAAAUAAAAAAAAUAUAUAUUUAUAUAUUUUAUUUUAUAUAUAAAAUUUUUUUUCCCGAAAACAUUUUUUUUAAACCCCAUCCUUGAUCGAACGAUGGUGAGUCGUUCGAUCAAGGAUGGGGGGUGAGUAAGGAUAUGAAUCCAGAUCACAUCGAAACCAUCGGGCGCUCUCCCUAUUUUAGCAAUCAGCAACGCAUACCCAACUUUCGGAGACUCGAAUACCCCUGUAAAGGCGAAAUAUGCGGAUUAUGAAAGUUAUUAUUCAGGUUUAAAUUACCAAAGUUUAUUUCUCCAGAGCGCUGAUUUGUGAGAUCAGACUUGAAUAGGCGUAUGAAAUGACCAGUCUUCACAAGGAGUGAUGAAAUAUGUCAUUGGAAUUGAUGCUAGUGAUAAUAUUUUGUGUCCCAAAGACUGCAGCAAUAACGGGGAUUGCAUUAGUUUAGGAAAAUGCAAAUGCAAUUCAGGCUUUAUUGGCCCAAGCUGCGAUAUAAAUGCGUAUGAAAUUACAAAGCAGUCACAAAAGAUCGAAAAUACUCAGACAGGACAAGAUUAUGCAUAUAUAAACCUCGAUAACAGUAAAAACUAUACAGUAAGCUCAGGCAACAUUAUUUUUUAUUUUAUUUGGAACAAUUAUCCCGGAAAAGCAAUCCUAAACUUUGACGGAAACACGUAAUUUUUAUAUAGCCUAGCUUCGCUUCCUUCUAACGAAAACCCUAACAAUUACUUGUCGAUCCCAUUAUUAAAGUCAAGUCUCACACAAAAGAGAUCAAUUGACACAAGCGGAAUGGGGAAUCAUUUAUAUUUCUUAUUCAUUAAUAAUAGACAAGAUAGCUCUUAUAUAAGCUACGAUGUUUGGUAUACAGAAGACUCAAGCUCUACAGAUCAGUUGAUUUUGAUUUAUAUUAUUGUCUCAUCGGUAGGAUUUUUAGUUCUUUUGGCUGCUAUUGUUCUUAUUGUGUGGAAAAGAUAUAAAAAAGAAAGGGCGAGGAUUGUGAUGGAAUCGCCGGGGCUAGCGUCAAAUUUAAUCAAUAAAAAUUACCCAGCGAUAAAAUAUCAAGAAAUUAAAAAUAAAAAGGGUCUUGAUACUACUUGUGCUAUAUGUUUUGAAGCUUUUAGGGCAGUUUCUGUUGUUAGGAGGCUUCAUUGCAAACAUUUGUUUCAUGGUACCUGUAUAGAAGAGUGAUUUAAGGCAAAUAGAGUAAGUUUUAUAUAGACUUGCUGUUUAUGCAAAAGAGACUGUUCGGUUCCAGAAGAAUGCGAGCUAAAUACAUCUACAGAUGAAUUGGCGUUUGAAAAGUCUGGUACAAGACCUUUGGCGCUUAGACGAAUAAGUAUUAAUCAAACUCACGAAGAGUUAACUGUUAGAGAUAUUCAGUAG